AUGCCCAUCGGCGCCCCCGCGCCGAGCGACUCGGACGACGACGACGCGCUGUCCGAGUACGAGGGCGACGAGAACAUCGGCUACGACCCGUCGUUCGAAGGCCGAGGGGGAGUGACCGCGUCAGAUCGCGACGCGAUGGUGCCGUGCAACGCCGCGAAAGACUUCCGCGAGGCGUCGCGAUACGACGUCGCGGACGCCUCCGUCGCCGCCGCGCGGGACUUCCCGGACGCGGUCCUCCGAAUCGCGUCUCCCGCGGGAGUCCGCGCGCAGGUGUCGCGGUUCAACCGCGACGGAUCGAUCGUCGUAGUCGGCGGCGACGACGGCGCCGCGCGCGCGUACCACGCGCGCACGGGCGCGGCGUUUCAUCAGUUCGUCCCGUCGCGGCACGGCGGCGAUGGCGUCGACGCGGAGAACCCGGGCGUCGUCACGUCCCUGCGCUUCUUACCCUCGCGCGGCGGCGGCGGCGACGGCGGCGGCGGCGGCGGCGGCGGCGGCGGGGACGGGGACAACGUAGCGCUCGUGGCGUCUUCCUCAGGCCGGCUGUGGCACUGGCACUGCACGUCCGGCAAGACGAUCGGCGCGCCCGUCGUCGAGCCCGGCAACCAGAUCCUCGCGUGCGACGUCCGCGGCGACGGCGAGACGUUCGCGACUGCGGGCUACGACGGCACCAUCCGCGUCUACGACGAAGCCACGCGGAAGCUCAGAGCGUCGUUGCGAGGGUGGAGCGCGGGGGAGGACCCCGCGACCGGCGCGCCGACGCGCCCGCCGUGGAAGCCCGCCGGCCCGCCGAAGAUGGUGCACGUCGGGAACGGCGAGUACCGCGAGAAGUCGAUCGUGAACCCGGUGAAAGACUGCGGGCACGCGGACAGAGUGCUCGGUCUCGCGUACGCGUCGGAUAGUCACGACGUCUUGGUCAGCGGCGGGUGGGAUAACACGCUCCAGAUGUGGGACGCGCGCGCCGGCCCGACGUCCGUGCGACGCGUUCGCGGACCGCACGUGUGCGGGGACUCGAUCCACGUCACGCCGUUGAACGACGACGGCGCGCGCGCGCAAGUUUUGUGCGGGUCGUGGCGAACGCGACGUCCCUUGCAAGCGUUCGAUCUCGGCACCUUCAUGUUCAUGUACGAAGUCCCGUUCGGGGUGGUUCCGGACGCGAAGGGCGAGGAGAACGCGAACGCGAACGCGACGCCGUGCUCGGUGUACGCCGCGCGGUUCGGGAAGGACGGCGGUCCGUGCGAGGGUUUGAUAUUCGCCGGCGGCAGCGGCGGGAACGAGGUCAGGGUCAUCUCGCGACCGGGGUACGGCGACCACUCCGGCGGGAAGGCUUUCGCUCCGGUGUCGGCGCCGGACGGGUUGCGCACGAAGGCGCGGCUGCACGGGCUAUCCUCGCCCGUGCACGGGAUAGAUCUGAGCGCGGGGGAGGAUCGCAUCGCGGUGACGUGCGCGGACGAGGUGUUGGUGUACGACACCGCGUCGUUGGGUGGGUUGAGGGGUCGCGCGAGUAGUCACGAAUAAAACGAGCGUUUUUUUUUGGUAAUGAUUUUUUUUUUC
Molecule: messenger RNA, 1551 nt
Organism: Micromonas pusilla CCMP1545
Lineage: Eukaryota; Viridiplantae; Chlorophyta; Mamiellophyceae; Mamiellales; Mamiellaceae
Exons: 2
Coding region: 1-1515 (504 amino acids)
Molecular function (GO): protein binding
Source: RefSeq, a predicted model, not a curated record